Cyphomyrmex costatus is the source of this 4827-nucleotide messenger RNA. RefSeq names its product DNA topoisomerase 1 (gene Top1). Gene Ontology annotation, cellular component: chromosome; nucleolus. NCBI's taxonomy places the organism in Eukaryota, Metazoa, Arthropoda, Insecta, Hymenoptera, Formicidae. Gene Ontology annotation, biological process: DNA topological change; chromosome segregation; DNA replication. The record is from RefSeq and is a predicted model, not a curated record. Gene Ontology annotation, molecular function: DNA binding; DNA topoisomerase type I (single strand cut, ATP-independent) activity. The coding region runs from base 386 to 3475 and encodes 1029 amino acids. The transcript is spliced from 12 exons.
GGGGCGAGCGGGCGCAUGCGUGGUCGCGCGUUUCUGGCACUUAGACUGAUUGCGCGGCGUCGCGACGCGCACACGGACUCAGAGAACAGUCGUUCGUCGGACGUGAGACGGGAUGGGCGUUUUGCGGACGGCUUAGACAGAGUGUGCCGUCUCUCCUUCUUUCUCUCUCUUCUCUCUCUCUCUCUCUCUCUCUCUCUACUUGCCAUCUUUCUCACGAAUUCGCGAACACUCAUCGGGAGCUCCACUGUGUGUGCGUGCGCGUACGUUCGCGCCCUAGCUAUCCGCAUUCGCGGCUUCUUGUUUCUCACUUCGUCGACGGCGCAACUGAACCACGGUAGUCCAUCGUUGGCCGCGCUGUGUGUACAAGUUCCGUGUGCCCGAGAAAAUGGAGCUCGAGCAGGCGGCGUCGCAGAUGAACCUGGAGAAGAAGACCAAGGAGAACGGCGGCGGUGGCGACGGCGUCUCCGGGAAUCAUAGCGAUUAUAUCAAUGGUAUGUCCAAUGGUUUUGAUAAGAAAAGGGAGCAUAAAUCAGAACACAGAGACAAGAAUAGAGAGCGAUCUCACAAAUCGGAUCAUAAGAACAAAGAUCAGAGCAAAGACAAGGAGAGGAAUCAUAAAAGCGAACAUAGGGAUAAGGACAAGCAUAAAUACAGACAUAGCUCCAGUUCUGUUAAGGACAAGGAGAAACAUGUUAGUAGCAAUAGUAAAGACAAAGACAAGGAUAGAAAGAGUUCGUUGUCUAGUAAGGACAAGGAGCAUAAGAGUAGCAGCUCGUCCAGCAAAGAUAAGGAGAGGGACAAAACUAAGGACAAGGAACAUCAUCACAAAUCAAGUUCGAGUUCCAAAGAUAAAGAUAGACAUCACAGCAGUUGUAAAGACAAGGAUAGCUUGAGCAAGGAUAAAGACAAGGACUCGAAGAGCAAGGAUAAAGAUAGGCAUAGACACAGUAGUUCCUUGAACUCUAGUUCGCGCGAUAAGGACCGCAGUAUUUCGAAGGACAAGGAUAGCAAAAAGCACUCGUUGGAAAAGGACAAGGACAGACAUUCCACUUCUCACUCUUUGAGUGAUAAAGAGAAGCAUCGUUCUUCAGAAAAAGAUAAGGACAAGCACAGAGAAAGUUCGUCCAGUAAAGAUAAGCAUCGUCAUGAUAAAGACAAAGAUCGCCAUCGUCAUGAUAAAGACAAAUCCAAACAUCGCGAAGAAAAAGAAAAGAAGGAAAUUAAGGAGGAAGUUAAAAUAAAGGAAGAAUCAAAUGUGAAGGUAAAUCACGCGAAUGAAGGAUAUUAUAAUAUCGAAUUUAAAUCGGAGUUGAAGGAGGAACUCGUGACGCAACCAGAAUUUGAUGAUGAUGACGACAGCGGUGGUGAGCGACCGCUUUAUAUCAAGGAAGACGAUGAUGAAGAACCAAUUAAGGAGAAUGCUAUGGAUUCGACAGAUGGAAACGAUACCAGGCUGUCGGAUCUUCACAAUACAACCAUAAAAACAGACAAUGGCUCGGAAGAAGAGGAUAAACCAUUGUUUUCGAGAUCUAAGGUAUUGCCAAGUACGAAGAGAAAAAUUGAGUCGGACGAAGAUGAAGAUGUUCCGCUAUCAACGCGCAAAAAAACCAAGAAAGGUACUAACCAGAAAAUCAAGAAGAAGAAACGAAAGCAUGGGGAUGAUGAUGAUGAUGAUUACGAUGCCGAGCCUGAAGAAACACCAAAACCAAAGAAGAAGACUACAAAAGUGAGAGCAAUAGGCGAAGUAAGCCCUAGAAAAAAGAAACAAGAGGAGGAACAACAGGAAGUUUGGAAAUGGUGGGAGGAAGAGAAGAAAAGCGAUGGAACAAAAUGGUAUUUCUUGGAGCACAAAGGACCAGUAUUUGCGCCACCCUAUGAACCCUUACCCUCUACCGUUAAGUUUUACUAUAACGGCAAGGAGAUGAAGUUGAGCGAAGAGACAGAGGAAGUCGCAACCUUCUACGCACGCAUGCUCGACCAUGACUACACAACUAAGCCCAUUUUCAACAGCAACUUUUUCCAUGAUUGGCGAGAGUUGAUGACUGAAUCCGAACGUGCCAAGAUCACCGAUCUAUCCAAAUGUAACUUUAAAGAGAUGCAUACGUACUUCUUGCAAAAGAGCGAGGAGCGCAAAGCCAUGACAAAGGAAGAGAAGUUGAAAAUCAAAGAGAAGAAUGAGGAGAUACAGAAAGAAUAUGGUUUUUGCAGUAUUGACGGUCAUAAGGAAAAGAUUGGUAACUUCAAGAUUGAACCACCCGGAUUGUUUAGAGGCCGCGGCGAGCAUCCUAAGAUGGGCAAAUUGAAGAAGCGAGUGCAGCCAGAGGAUGUGCUCAUCAACUGUUCGAAAGAUUCAAAUAUGCCAAAACCACCGACCGGUCACAAGUGGAAGGAGGUGCGACACGAUUCAAAUGUCACAUGGCUGGCUUCCUGGACAGAGAACAUUCAGGGCCAGGUGAAGUAUGUAAUGCUGAAUCCAUCUAGCAAGCUCAAGGGCGAGAAAGAUUGGCAGAAGUACGAGACUGCGCGAAAGCUGGCGCAGUCGAUUGACAAAAUUCGCGCGGAGUAUCGAGACGAUUGGAAAAGUAAGGAAAUGCGCAUCAGACAACGGGCUGUCGCUCUGUAUUUUAUUGACAGACUGGCACUCAGAGCCGGUAAUGAGAAGGACGAGGAUCAAGCGGACACUGUGGGUUGUUGCUCGUUACGAGUGGAGCAUAUCAAACUGCAUGAACAGAAAGACGGCAAGGAAUUCGUCGUCGUGUUUGAUUUCUUAGGUAAAGAUUCCAUUCGAUAUUACAACGAGGUGCCAGUGGAAAAGCGCGUUUUUAAAAAUUUGCAGCUCUUCAUGGAAAAUAAAUCACCUGGGGACGAUCUGUUUGAUCGUCUCAACACCACCGUGAUGAAUAAACAUCUAAACGAGCUGAUGGAAGGUCUAACCGCUAAAGUAUUCAGAACUUAUAAUGCGUCGUGGACGCUACAGCAGCAGCUUGAUAAGUUAACCGAUCCUAACGAAACGGAGGCAGAAAAGAUCCUCUCGUAUAAUCGAGCCAAUCGCGCCGUUGCCAUAUUGUGUAACCAUCAGCGCUCAGUACCGAAAACACAUGCAAAAUCCAUGGAAAAUCUAAUGACAAAGAUUGACACAAAGAAAGCAUUGAUAUCCGAGUAUGAGCAGUUGGUAAAGGACGCUAGACAAGGUGCAAAACAGGGCUUUGGGAAGGAAAAAAUAGUAUUUGAAAAGAAGAAGAGACAAUUACAAAGAUUGAAGGAUCAAUUGACCAAGCUGGAAGUCCAGGCAACUGACCGAGAAGAGAAUAAAGAAAUUGCACUGAGUACCUCCAAAUUGAAUUAUCUUGAUCCUAGAAUUUCUGUUGCAUGGUGCAAAAAACACAACGUUCCGAUUGAGAAGAUCUACAACAAGACUCAGAGAGAUAAAUUCCGAUGGGCAAUAGACAUGGCUGGUCCGGACUAUGUGUUUUAACCCCGCGGAUUGUCAUCGUCAUUAUCGUCAAGGCCAACGCAUAUCGGUCCAUGAGAGGAGUAUAUCUCCCGCUGACGAUGUAUCUAGUGAAUUUUACGUUCUAACGAGCAGCCAGGAGACUUAAAGUAAGAUAAAAGAAAAUGAAAAAAAGAAGAAAAAAGAACAGCAUGGAAAAUUUUUUACACUUAUGCGAUAAAAAAAUGUGAGAGUGGGAACAUAUUUUCUACAUAAUAAUGUGCAUCACGUGCGGAUUAAACAAUGCGAUUGGUAUAUCUGAAGUGUUUAAUUGAAUACAAUACGCAAAAUCGACGAGCCUGUCUUAGACAAAUCGUAGGCGUUUUGUCAUGCUUUGUAUUCACAUCGCUAGCUUGUUCGUCUACAUGUUGGUUUGUACAAACUACUCAGAAGUGAUAAUUCGUAGGAAUGAUAAUUGAAAGAAUGGUUACUGUGUAAAUUGCAUGUGACUUUUUAUGCGAAGGAAAAAAUAUUUUUAUUUCGUUUAGGUAGAAAUUCAUUCUAAUUUGGCGUAAAAAAUUGCAAAAAAUAAAUUACGGAAAAAAAAGGACUUCAAAUUUAUGAUGGCACACGCGUGAGAGAGGCAGAAAUCGAAUUUUGCGAAAAGCAUAAGGAAUCGUAUGGUCGACUUCGGCAUGCGAAGAAGCUAUAACUGCGCUAUUGUAUAUAUGUAGGACAUAUUCAUAUGAGUGAAACGCGGAUAUCAUUUACGAUUGUGUCCAUAUUAAAAAAGAAAAAAGAGAGGGAAGAAAAGAAAGAGGAGGAAGGGAAAGAAAACAAAAGAAACCAACUCGGAGCAGGCAGCUGAUAAAUUUUAUAUUUCCCUUUAACGAGCAUAAACACACAUAAUGCACUUGUUUCUCUCAUAAAUGUAUGAUGUCAUUCAUCGAGUAUCACAUUUACAUUUUGCAGCAUCAUGUCGAAAACAUAUAUGUAUUCGUAGAACGUAUUCGAUAUUGUGCACUUCUCUUUUGAUAUAUAAAUGGAAAAAAGCGUACUAGCAAAUUUUCGCCGGAUCACGAUUCGCCCCAUCCUUUCACCCCCACCCCUCCAAGAAACUCAAUAGUAUAAAGAAAUAUCGGAAUAUAUAGAUAUAUAUAUUUAAGCGAAUUACAUCGCUUUAGCGAUUUAUGUUUUAUAAAAUGAUGUCUAGGCUAUAAAAAUAAACGAAAGAUGUAUCCCUUAAUUUUUUAACGUUAUUUGCACAUCUUACGUGGACCUUGCUCAGUACCGAGCGAAAGGGUUACUAGGCACAUAUACACGCGUGUAUGUUAUAUAUAUAUAUAUAUAUACAUACAUACAUAUAUAUGUAUAUGUAAUAUGCAGGAAUAGAAAGU